This is a messenger RNA of Durusdinium trenchii, 2508 nucleotides long. The record is from the annotation of a GenBank genome assembly. Lineage: Eukaryota; Dinophyceae; Suessiales; Symbiodiniaceae.
AUGUGUGGGGAUUCCGACACCUGCACCAUUUGCAAUGAAGACGGAACAGUGAAGGGCCUCGCAGGCGUCAACCCAAUGACCCUCAUGUCCAAUUUCUCUGCCGCCCUGGCUGUCUUGUCGCAAUGGCCCACAUCAGUGUCCACCUGUAUCUUGAACUUUGCAACCAACUUGGAAAACACCAUGGCAACCAUGACGACCACGACGACCACCACGACCACCACGACUUCUGUGGAUCCCUUCUUAGCGACCUGCGCUGCUGAUGCUCCUCGGGGACCUGCAAUGGAUCUUUCCAACACCCAAGCCUAUCUGGGAGGAGUCUUUGCCAUGGUGACAGCACAGUGCGCCAGCGGCAACAGCUGCAUGUUGUCUCCACCGGGCACCAGCGCAGUGUGUGCCUCCAGCGCCUACUACCCCGCGACCGAUGCAACGGGGUUGGUGAACGCAGAGGAAAAAUCCAAGAUCCUUGAGAACUUGUGCAAUCCCAGUCUGCCGCUGUGGUUCAAUGCGAAGAACACCUUCUUGCCUACCUCCUUUGAUUGCGAGGCCAAGACCAGCAAGUAUGCGCUCUCCCGCUUCUUUGCAGGUGCUCCAUCUGAAAACCAAGAAGAGGAGGCGAAGAAGUUCCGCGAGGGCUAUGUGGAGGUGCGAGGCGGAUGGUUCGCCAAAGCAGCACAGCUGGAAGCGAAGUACGAGCGAACGCAUGGGACGAAGCUGAGGAUCAUGCUCUUCUCCGGUGCCACGCUCAUUGCUCAAUACCUGCAGAUCUUGGCCAUCGAUGGUUUCUUAUCGCUUGGAUCGCUGAUCUCAGUUUGGGCUUACAUGUGGUUGAUGCUGGAAAGCGUCUUCUUGGCAUCGUGUGGCAUGUUCGAGAUUGUCUUCUCGCUGCCCGUGGGCAUGUCGCUCUGGGUGAUCAUCUUAAGGCAGAAGGUCUUCUGGUAUCAGAUGCUGGUCAUUUACAUGAUCUUGGGCAUUGGCGCGGAUGAUGUCUUCAUCCUGUAUGAUGCCUGGCUUCAAAGUGAACAUGUGGAGGGCAUCAAGGAGAGCAAAUCCCAACGCUUUGUCUGGGCCUACCGACGCUCAGCCAUGGCCAUGCCGCUUGGAGUCAAGACGGAUUGGGGCUUCGAGGUGCGAGCAGGGGAGAAGGAGUGGUUGGUGACCACGUUGACCACCUGCGGCUCUUUCGUGAUUGGCGCCACGUCGCCCUUGCCGCUGGUGCAGAGCUUCUGCAUCUUCGCCGCAGUGGUGGUCUUGGUGGACUAUUUGUUUUGCAUCUCGUUCUUUGCCUCUGCGAUCUUGGUCUAUGAGGAGUGGAUGAAGGGCUAUGGAUGCUGCUGCAGUUGCUGUGGCCUUGAAGUUCGUGCACCCGGCACCUGCUUGGGCCCGGGCUGCUGCUGGGGUGGCAUCCGUAGCUGCUUCACCUGCUGCGGCAGAUCGUGGCGGCUCAUGCCGAAGCCACCGGCGCCGGGGGCUCCGCCCGAGAAGAGGGCCAUGGAGCGCUUCUUCAGCGGCCCUGUCUUCAGGUUCUACCAGAGGUACAAGAUCCUCCUGAUCGUCUUCUGGUUGGUAGUCGUGGUGUCCAUGUCCGCUUGCGCCGGUGCCUUGCUGCGAACCGCCAAGAAGCAGGCGCCCAUUGGUCGUGAGAACAUCGAUGUGAUCAAGGGCUCCGAGGCUUUCACGCACCUCAUCACCGGGAAUGCUGUCUUCCUUGGAUGUGUGGCCAUGCGCCCCCUGUCUUUCUCGGACGACACGGUCCUCGGUCUGCCAUUGCAAAGCCCCUUUUUCUACGUGGCACUCUGGGGAUCCUACGCGUUGGGUGCCUUCGCGCAGUGGUGCUGUGACCUCCGUUGGCCCCAGCGGGGGGGCAGCGUGGCGGCGCUUCCGUUGGCAGCCAUGUUGAUGUGCACGGAGGUGAUGUAUGUUGUCAUUGGCUGUGAUGAUAUGAGCUGCCUGCGCUGGACUCUGGUCCCUCUAGCCGCCUUUUCCGGUGUGAUUGCAGCUGCCUGUAGCAUUGGUCGGAUGGGUGUCCGAACGACCAUGGUCGCUGGGCAUACACUCACUCUGGCUCAAUUGCUGGCCAAGUUGCUUUGGGAGCAUACCUUGCUGAGGGAAGACAUGCGAAAGUUCCUGAUGAGCUUGAUGGUGAUAGCUGGAGCUUUGGGUGGAGCUUGCCUAGGCACACUUGCCUUUUGGCAUGUGCAUCAUCAACAGGGGAUGAAGAGCAACAUUCUCUUUUUCCCCAUCCCUGCUUUGCUUUACAUGCUGAUGUGGCUACAUGACCACCUGACCCCGCGUGGCCGCGUGCGAACGAAGCGGCUUGGGGAAACCACCGAGGGAGCGGGUAGACCCGAGGCCUCGGGCAGGGCUGAAACGGCGGAUGUGGAGAUCCUCUUCUCCGAGUUUGAGUUCAGCCCAACCCCGGAGACCGUCUCCAUUGGUUUCGGCAUCGACGAGGUCGGUGGGCGACCGAGCGCAGGUGUCGGUGUCGUUGUUGGCACCAUGAGCAAUUGA